Molecule: messenger RNA, 4825 nt
Organism: Callorhinchus milii (elephant shark)
Lineage: Eukaryota; Metazoa; Chordata; Chondrichthyes; Chimaeriformes; Callorhinchidae
Gene: dnmt1
Product: DNA (cytosine-5-)-methyltransferase 1
Exons: 34
Coding region: 22-4626 (1534 amino acids)
Cellular component (GO): nucleus
Molecular function (GO): chromatin binding; DNA (cytosine-5-)-methyltransferase activity; DNA binding
Source: RefSeq, a predicted model, not a curated record
GCCAAGAACCAACCGCCCGCCAUGCCAGCCCGGACCGGCAGCGCCGCCGCCGCCUCCUCCCCCUCUUCCUCCUCCCCCCUGCCCGAGGACAUCAAGAGACGACUUCAGGCCCUUGAAGAUAAAGUCGAUGGCCUUACGGAGAAGGAAUGUAUUAAAGAGAAACUGAGUUUACUACAUGGCUUUUUGCAAGCAGAUGUGCAGAAUAAUCUCAACGAACUGGAAACAAAAUUUCAGAAAGAUGAGCUGUCAGAGGAGGGAUACUUCGCCAAAGUCAAGGUGCUGCUCAGCCAGGAGCCGCCUGUGGAGAAUGGCGAUUCCGAGCUGGGUCCAAAUGCCAAUGGCUGCGCUGAAAAUGGUGCCCGCAGCGGCAAGAAGGACGACGAUCGAGACAAAGCCAACGGAGUGGCGGGCGAGAGAAACGGCCAAGAGCAGAACCUCAUGGAGACUGGAGGGGAGGACCCCACCCCCCAGGCCGCCAAGAGCCGCGGGAAACGUCAGAGUAAAAGCAAUGGAGAUAACAGACGGACAUCGGGAAGUCCACGGAUUACUAGGAACUCGAUGAAGCAACAAGCUACCAUUACAUCCAUGUUUGCUAAAGCAGCGAACAAACGCAAGUCCGAGGAGCUGAACGAUGAAGAACAGGUGCCUGUUAAGAAGGAAGAGGAAAGUGAAGAGCAGGAAGAACAGGACGAAAAGCGAAUUAAAGUGGAAUCGGAAGAAACACUGCCUGAAGGGGCUGAAACCAAUGCUGACCGGAAACCUAAAGCUGAUCAAACUCCUAAAACACCGCCUCCCAAGUGCGUGGAUUGCAAACAGUUCCUGGAUGACCCGGACCUCAAGUACUUCCAGGGCGACCCUGACGAUGCACUGGAGGAGCCCGAGAUGCUGACUGACGAGCGCUUGUCGCUGUUUGAAGGCACGCACGACGAAGGGUUUGAAAGUUAUGAUGACCUUCCUCAGCACAAAGUUACCUCCUUCAGUAUUUAUGAUCGGAAAGGACACUUGUGUCCGUUUGACACGGGUCUGAUUGAGAGGAAUGUGGAGCUGUAUUUUAGCGGGGUCGUGAAACCCAUCUAUGACGACAACCCCUGCCUGGACGGGGGAGUCAAAGCAAAAAAGCUAGGUCCGAUAAACGCCUGGUGGAUUACUGGCUUUGAUGGAGGUGAAAAGGCCUUAAUCGGAUUCACUACGGCGUUUGCUGAUUAUAUCUUGAUGGAUCCCCGUGAGGAGUAUGCAGCCAUCUUUGCUGUGAUGCAGGAGAAAAUCCACAUGAGCAAGAUCGUCAUCGAGUUUGUGCAGAACAAUCCCGACUCCACUUACGAAGACCUGCUGAAUAAAAUCGAGACCACAGUGCCUCCGGCUGGGCUGAGCUUCAGUCGCUUCACUGAGGAUUCGCUGCUGCGACAUGCACAGUUCGUGGUGGAGCAGGUCGAGAGUUACGAUGAAGCCGGAGAUGUGGAUGAGCAGCCGAUCAUCAUAAUUCCCUGCAUGAGAGACCUGAUCAAACUGGCCGGUGUCACCCUCGGGAAAAGGCGAGCAGCAAGGAGGCAAGCCAUCAGACAUCCCACCAAGAUUGAUAAGGACAAGGGCCCUACCAAAGCCACCACCACCAGUCUCGUCUAUCAGAUCUUCGAUACUUUCUUCUCCGAGCAGAUUGAUCAGAAUGACAAAGAAAACGGUCUGAAGCGCCAGCGGUGCGGAGUGUGCGAGGUUUGCCAACAGCCCGACUGUGGGAAGUGCAGAGCUUGUAAGGACAUGGUGAAGUUCGGAGGUAGUGGUCGCAGUAAACAGGCCUGCUUGCAGAGAAGGUGCCCGAACCUGGCCGUGAAGGAAGCUGACGAUGACGAAAAUGACGAAGAGGAUUCGGAGACGGUCGGUGAAGUCUGUCCCAAGAAGAUACUGCAGGCCAGGAAAAAGAAACAGUCUAAGAACCGCAUCUGCUGGAUCGGAGAAGCCAUCAAGUCUGACGGAAGAAAAACCUAUUACCAGAAGGUGUCUGUUGACGACGAGCUCUUUGCAAUCAAUGACUGUGUUGUUGUCAGCCCCGAUGACCCCACCAAACCCCUCUACCUGGCGAGGAUCACGUCCAUGUGGGAGGAGGGCGUUUGUAAGAUGUUCCACGCCCACUGGUUCUGCCGUGGCACCGACACAGUGUUGGGAGAGACGUCCGACCCACUCGAGCUCUUCCUGGUGGAUGAGUGCGAGGACAUGCAGCUGUCUUAUGUGGACAGUAAAGUGACCGUCAUCUACAAGGGACCCUCCAAGAACUGGGAGCUGGAGGGUGAACCUGAAAAUCACUUUGAGCUGAAGGUUGUUGACGAUGACGGGAAAACCUAUUUCUACCAGAUGUGGUACGACCCGGAAUAUUCCAGAUUCCAAAUGCCUCCGAGCUGCGAGCCCACAGAGGAGAACAAGCACAAGUUCUGUGCCAGUUGUAGCCGGCUCGCCGAGAUCCGGCAGCGAGAGAUGCCGCGAGUCAUGGAGUCGGUGGAUGCGAAGGACGACUCAAAGGUCUUCUACUCCUUGGCGUCCAAGAACGGAACCCAGUACCGAGUCGGUGAUGGCGUUUACCUGCUCCAGGAUUCCUUCUCGUUCAGUGUGAAACCAUCCAGCCCGGGCAAGCGGCCGAUCAAGAAAGAUGACGUGGACGAGGACCUGUACCCGGAGUAUUACCGCAAGUCCUCGGAUUACAUCAAGGGCAGCAAUCUCGACGCCCCCGACCCCUUCCGCAUCGGCCGCAUCCAGGAGAUCUUCUGCCACAAGCGCAGCAACGGCAAGCCCAACGAGGCGGACAUCAAACUGCGUAUCAAUAAAUACUACAGGCCUGAGAACACUCACAAAGGGCUGAAAGCCAGUUACCACACAGACAUCAACCUGCUGUACUGGAGCGAUGAGGAAGUGGUGGUUGACUUCAAGGACGUGCAGGGGCGCUGCAGGGUGGAGUACGGGGAGGAUCUGACGACAGAGAACAUUCAUGAAUACUCUGCUGGAGGGACCGACAGGUUCUAUUUCCUGGAGGCCUACAAUGCCAAGACGAAGAGCUAUGAAGAUCCGCCAAACCGUGCCCGCAGUUCAGCAAACAAAGGGAAGGGCAAGGGGAAAGGCAAAGGUAAAGGCAAGAGCAAAGCCACAGCCGAACCAGAGCAAACGGAGCAGGAGAAUGCGGAGAGCAAAUUCCAAAAGCUUCGCAGCCUCGAUGUCUUCUCGGGUUGCGGAGGGCUCUCUGAAGGAUUCCAUCAGGCAGGCAUCUCGGAGACACUGUGGGCCAUCGAGAUGUGGGAGCCGGCGGCCCAGGCCUUCCGGCUGAACAACCCGGGAGCCACGGUGUUCACAGAGGAUUGUAACGUGCUGCUGAAGCUGGUGAUGGCGGGGGAGAAGACCAACUCGCUGGGGCAGAAGCUGCCACAGAGGGGUGACGUGGAGCUGCUGUGCGGAGGGCCUCCCUGCCAGGGAUUCAGCGGGAUGAACCGCUUCAAUUCCCGCACUUACUCCAAAUUCAAGAACUCUCUGGUCGUCUCUUACCUCAGUUACUGUGACUAUUACCGGCCGAGAUUUUUCCUCCUGGAGAAUGUGAGGAAUUUUGUGUCUUUCAAGCGCUCGAUGGUUCUGAAACUCACUCUCCGGUGCCUGGUCCGAAUGGGCUACCAGUGCACCUUCGGGGUGCUGCAGGCUGGUCAAUAUGGCGUGGCCCAGACCCGCAGGCGAGCCAUCGUGCUGGCUGCAGCCCCUGGAGAGAAGCUACCCCUCUUCCCCGAGCCUCUACACGUCUUUGCCCCCAGGGCCUGUCAGCUCAGCGUGGCCGUGGACGAUAAGAAGUUCUUCAGCAACAUAACCCGGACGAAGUCGGCCCCCUACAGAACCAUCACCGUGCGAGACACCAUGUCCGACCUCCCCGAGAUCCGGAACGGAGCCUCGGCGCUGGAGAUCUCGUACAACGGGGAGCCUCAGUCGUGGUUCCAGCGGCAGAUCCGCGGCACACAAUACCAGCCCAUCCUGCGCGAUCACAUCUGUAAGGAUAUGAGUGCCUUAGUGGCGGGGAGAAUGAGACACGUCCCCCUGGCGCCCGGUUCCGACUGGCGUGACCUGCCGAACAUCGAGGUACGUCUGUCUGACGGCACCAUGACCAAGAGGCUACGGUACACUCACCGCGACAAGAAGAAUGGCUACAGCAGCACUGGGGCGCUGCGCGGGGUCUGCUCCUGUGCAGAAGGCAAGCCUUGUGACUCUGCAGACAGGCAGUUUAACACCCUGAUUCCCUGGUGCCUGCCUCACACUGGCAACAGACACAACCACUGGGCCGGGCUGUACGGCAGGCUGGAGUGGGACGGAUUCUUCAGCACCACAGUCACCAACCCUGAGCCCAUGGGCAAGCAGGGUCGGGUGCUACACCCCGAACAGCACCGUGUGGUCAGCGUGAGGGAGUGCGCGCGCUCCCAGGGAUUCCCAGACACCUACAGGUUCUUUGGAAACAUUCUAGACAAGCACAGACAGGUCGGCAACGCUGUGCCACCCCCCUUGGCUAAAGCCAUCGGCACGGAGAUGAAACUGCACAUGACUGAGAACAUGAAAGAGAAAGAGAACGCAGCAGAAGCCGUCAAGCAAGAGAGCAUGGACAUCGCGGAGUGACUCCUCCGCCGGGCGCUCUCUCCCAGGGAAAUCUUCACUCGCUGAGUUCAGGGCAGGAAUAAGAAUGAUUCCCAUGGUCUGGGAAUCACUGGUAUCUUUCGCUGGCUGGCACUGUGCGCUGGUGAAGAUGUAACCUCAAUUUUAGCUAAAAAAUUGAACUUUGUUUCUCCCCCCCACCCCCCCAUCCUCUUUUUCUCCC